CGCAGGGUGUAAUACGGACCAACAGCUGCCAGUCAGACAGCAGUGGCUUCUUAGAGGAGCCCUUCAUCCCCUCCCUCUCCCAGCAGGCAUCACCAGGACCUGAUCUCAUCAAGGCUCUGGCGGGCCUGUCAGGAGGGAGCACCGACAGCCAGAGCAGUGAGAGGCCGGGCUCCCCGUCUCCUCCGUCCUCUCACACCCCUCCAUCUCUCCUUCACUCCUCGUCUCUGACCUCUUCUGCUGUUGAUAAAUCUCCCCUUCCCUCACCCUGUCCUUCACCAGAGCCUUCACCCUGUAGCCCCUCCCCAGAGACAGAGAGUCCACCAGAUCAGGUUCAGUCUCCACCUGACUCACUGCCUGUAGCGGCGUGCGAUCACCUUCCUCCUCGCUCAUCCUCAGCCGAGCUACAGAUCGUUACUGGCUCCCAAUCUCCAACGUCUCCCGCCUCCUGUACCUCUGCCUCCCCUACGUCUCCCCCCACGCAACCUGCCUCGUUGAUUAAAGAGUCAGAGGAGAUUGAAAUGGAGGAUAAGGAUCCUCCAUGCCCCCACCUGUCCACUGCAGUUCAUGACUCUAAAGACGCAGCAAGUGUCCCUCCUCCUUCCUUAUCUCCUCCCCCCUCUCCAAAUUUGGAUUGCCAGUUUUCUGCCUCCGCUGCAAUGUCUCCUACACAGUCCGACUCCUCCUCUUGGAGUCCAGGGAGCAAACAGUCGGAGCAGAAUGAGGUGGCUUUGUGUGAAAAUUCCCCCUCUGCUUCUUGUGGCUUAUCACCUCUGCUUCCCCCUUCCCCCGACGAAUCUCCCUCUGUGCCUCCUAACUUUAAUGUUCCGCCCUCUUCAUCCUCUCCCUCACUAACUGAGUCCCUCUCACAGAGUCCAGAAAACAGUCAAAAUGAUUCCCUUUCCCCAGACUCAGAUGGAACAAGCCGCUCCGAUCCAACUACCAACACACAAAAGAAAGAGGAAGAAACACCGUCAUCUCUGCCCUCUCAGUUGGACGAGGACAAGUCAGACGGCUGUGCCACACUGUCCUGCCUGUCUCCUCACUCCUACACUCCAGUUUAUCAGUCUGCCUCGUUAUCUCCAUCACACAAUUCAGAGAGUCUGACAGAUCCAACUGUUGGAGGAAUAUCAGAUCUGACCGAGCAGUCCGUCUCCCAACAGGAGGGACCAUGCUCUCAUGAUCAUAACACAGACCCUGCUCCAGCCUGUCCCGUCCAAGAUGUUAUUCAUGAUAAGAUGAAUCACCUCUCCCUGGACCUCGGAGAGGGAGAGGGCGAGAGACACACUGACACUGUGCAGACUCCAGAGGCAGCUGUUUACAUCUCAGACACAGAGAGCUCUGCGGGCCUGUCAGAGGGUUCUCGAUUAGUCUCUGAGGAAGUAUGUAACCAAACAGAAAUAGAUCUACAGGUCCCAUCCUGCAGUUUGCAUGAUGACCUUUCAACUGGAACCAAACCGGAAGAGUGUGAAAGGGGAGAAAAUAGCUCAGAACGUGAAUCUCUCAGAAGUCCUUCAGUUUUAGUGGAAGUGGAACCAGAGGGUCUCAUUAAGAUUGAGAGCUUAGAUGUGGUAUUUCAGACCUCAGUGGAUGGAUCAGAAGGUGAAAAUGAAGACGUGGAAGCCUUUUUUCAGCAGCUUGAUUCAGAGGGGCGAGUCUAUUGGGCAGAACCCAUCCGGGUUUCCAAUCCGACCCCCGUGAAUGAAGACUCAGACAGCUUUGAAGCCUCAGACAGAUCUCCUGGAGGCCUGGAUGUUCUAGAUCCAUUUUUAUCGUCAUCAUCCCCGACAACAACAGACACUGACCAGACGUCAAGAAAUGCAACUGCCUCCCCAGAUACCAACUCCUCCGUAACCCUAGCUCCAAUCCAAUCCCCCUCAGCACCCCCGCACCUCAAGCCAUCGAGCCGCUCUGUCUCUGUCCAGAUGCCUUCGUCUCUGUCUUCUCAUAUUGUCCACAGGAAGGAUGUUCCCUACAUGACUGACUCAAAACGCACCCUUCUCCCCAGCGUUCUAACACUGGACACCUCCACCCCUUUCCGUGCUGUACAGUCAUGGACAGACCAGCAGAUCCAACGAAACACUCUCACCAAGAAGUUAUCACACGGAGCUCUUCAUGCCGCCCCAAAGGAAGUAACCGUAUCCACAAGUGCCACAGAAGCAGCACAAAGACGGGCACUGAACUUCUCUUCGUCUCCGUAUUUCCCUCUGCUGUCUGACGACUGGCAGUCACAUGACUGUCUCCCCGGGGUGGCUGGAAGUUACCAUACGAUGUCAGUCUCUAUGGAUAAGGGGCUGUGGCCUGACGAGGAGGAAGAGGUGGAUGGUGAUGAAAAUGAAGAUGAGGAGAAGCUUUGGGAGGGCAAUCAGACAGCCACCAUGGCAUGCUGCUGCUCCUGUGACCAUCAGCAUACCUGCUGUGCUCAGAGGAGCUACAACAAGCAACACACUCUGGGAAACAGUCCUGUGAGUAAUUCAACUCUCUCGAUGGUGUGACAUGAUUUAAUUUUAGGUUUUCAGUUCCACUUUUGAACCUGCUCAUAUCCACACAUUUUAUAAUGUACAGAAGUUUA
Epinephelus lanceolatus (giant grouper) is the source of this 2569-nucleotide messenger RNA. The record is from RefSeq and is a predicted model, not a curated record. NCBI's taxonomy places the organism in Eukaryota, Metazoa, Chordata, Actinopteri, Perciformes, Serranidae.